AAGUCCUGAAGUUGCGUAUCUGAAUCACUAGCUGAACUUUCGUUUUCCUCUGAGAACACAAGGAGCAUGGCGACGUUUUUCGGCGAGGUGCUGUCGGUGUAUUCUCGGGCUGUGGAGGAAGACGACGAGGAGCUUGAGGAAAACGAGGAAGACGAACAAAUCCGCCGAGAGCUGGAGGAAAAGAGGGAGGUUCAUCUGCACUGGAUCCCUGAAGUCUCUGAUUCACUCAAGUCUGGAAACAAGCUGCCGUGUUCUGAGUUCGUCCUCGCUGUGGGACACAACGCUGCCAGGUUUCUGUCAGUGUACGUUCUCACCUCUGCAAACUGGGACAAAGUGGGACAUGCAUCAGUGUGGAACGAGAGGAGCCGAGCUGUAGCUGGACAGACCAGCAAGGAGUCAGCAUGUGUUUUCUACAGACACAAGAAAAACCCGACAGUUUUGAUGUGCCAAGUGACUUCCCACAUCGCAGAAGACCAGCUUUUUCAGUGGACAGAAAAGGUUUUUGAUUGUCUUCAUCACAGAGAGCUGAACGUGACAGUGUUGUCAGAUAGCUCUGUGGCCGAUUACAAGACAGCAGAUUAUUUGUGCACCAGCGCCACUCCCUUCCUGCGCUCUCUCCACACCGGGACCUUCAGUGGUCAUCCGGUCUGCCAAUCACUGGAGCAGCCCAACAUAAUAACUGGGCUUUCAGCUGCAGUACUGAACCACUGCCAGGUCCACCGCAUCGCCACCGUCGUUUACCAGUGUUACAGUGACAUCCUCGGCCCUGACUCUGUCACCAUGGAGACCUACAAGCCUGCACUAACCAAGCUUGGGAAGUACAUACAGUUGGCCUUGUCUCCGAACACAGACGUCCUGCGCAAGUUUAUCCAAACCACCGAAAUUCAGAGUAAUCUCUAUAUCUGAAAAUGUUGCACACUGAAAUGUGCCAUUAAAGUAUGUUUUCCUUUGAUAAAAUACUGUAAUUUUUUGAAAUAAAGAAAAAAAUAUACUUGUUUAUUUCCCAUUAGUUUCUAAAGAGAGUGGAAUUAUGAUUGGCAUGCACCAUUCUGCUGUUCAUGUUUAUGAUUUAUAGAACAGUGCUAGCAACAGGUCAAAAGUUUGAGCUUUGGCUUGAGACCAAAUACCUGCAAGAUUUAGGACAUUCUCAGGCUUUUAGUCUAAUUUCGGUAAUUUUAUAAAAAUGACAUGGGACAUUAGAGACUCCUCUUACUGACAACAGAUCCAUGUAAAAACCAAAACCACCAAUAAAAUGAUCCUGCUAACAUCUGUGUCAUCAAA
Limanda limanda (common dab) is the source of this 1281-nucleotide messenger RNA. It is a transcript of the gene psmg1, whose product is annotated as proteasome (prosome, macropain) assembly chaperone 1. Gene Ontology annotation, biological process: proteasome core complex assembly. Gene Ontology annotation, molecular function: proteasome binding. Gene Ontology annotation, cellular component: endoplasmic reticulum. Bases 67 to 906 code for a protein of 279 amino acids. The transcript is spliced from 7 exons. Lineage: Eukaryota; Metazoa; Chordata; Actinopteri; Pleuronectiformes; Pleuronectidae. The record is from RefSeq and is a predicted model, not a curated record.